CGAAACUAGGAAUGCCUCAAUUCCUGUCAUCAAAAGCUCAGAGCUUGCUACGCGCAGUCUUCAAACGUAAUCCCAACAACCGCUUAGGGAAGCCACCAUUGGAUUAUAUAGAAAUAAAGAAUCACGACUUUUUCGCCACCAUUGAUUUCGAUAGACUAGAACAAAAGGCGUUGAAACCUCCCUUCCGACCUACAAUCGGUACGAACGAACUGCAUUACUUUGACACUGAGUUCACUGAUAAGGUACCUAGUGAUUCCCCUUCCGCUCCAGUCAGCGCUGCAUCUCAUCAGAUAUUCAAAGGAUUCAGCUACUGCGCUGCCAAUCCUACAAAAGAAGAUAAGACAGAGGAUAUAGAUAUUCACAACAUGAAGAAAAUUCCCUUUACUAAAAGUACCCCAAUAUCUGAGGAGUAUGAAGUGUUAGAUGUUACACUGGGCUACGGAUCUUUCUCUCAGGUUCAACAGUGUAGACACAUAAAGUCAGGAGUGGACUACGCGGUCAAGAUAAUAGACAAGUUUAAGUACGAUCCUGAAGAAGAAGUGCAGAUCCUGUUGCGAUACUCCACUCACCCCAACAUUAUCAGUUAUAAAGACGUAUUCGAUGAUGGCAGGAAGGUAUGGAUAGUUCUAGAGCUUAUGCAGGGAGGGGAACUGUUGGACCAGAUAGUAGACGCACAUGCUUUCAGUGAGCGUGAAGCUGCGGAGAUCAUGUACAGUGUGGUUAAAACUGUCAACUUUCUUCACCAAGAGGGGGUAGCUCACAGAGAUUUGAAGCCCAGUAACAUAAUGUACUGUGACAAGUCAUACAAACCUACCUCUCUCCGGAUCGUUGAUUUCGGGUUCGCCAAGGAGCUGAGAUCAGAAAACGGCCUACUGAUGACCCCCUGCUAUACCGCUAACUUUGUAGCCCCAGAGGUAUUGAAGCAGCAAGGUUAUGAUGCUGCCAUUGACAUUUGGAGUUUGGGAGUCCUUCUUUACACUAUGUUGUCUGGGCAUACUCCAUUCGCAUUGUCAGACACAGACAGUCCGGAGACAAUUCUAGAACGAAUAGGAAAGGGAGAGUUUGACAUGACCGGCCGUCUUUGGGAGUCAAUAUCCAGCAACGCAAAGGAGCUUAUCAAACUCAUGCUGGAUGUAGAUCCUAGGCGUCGGAUCACUGCUCAGAAAUAUAUCACACUCGUGGAUAGCUAAACGUGACAAACUUCACCUUCAAAAUUGCGAGAACGGGAAAGAAACUCCAUCAAGGAUAGCCAUUGCCAGAUUUUUUUUAUUUUUAAAAACGUAAUUCUUUCAUCACAUUUCACCUGGACUUGGGGGACUGGUCCGUAUUUUAAACUCUGUUAUGACGCGAACCAAUUCACCUUACCUCAAAAUAAAGACUGUUGUUUCAGAAAAUGGUUGAAGCUACCUUCUCAGCCCUAAACAUCUCCACUCCGGUCGAGUUGGCUCCAGUCCAAUCUUCCUUCCUAGCCCGCCGUCGCAAGCAGAAAAACCUGUAGCCUAAAACCGACAGUAUAUGUACGUGAUCUGAUGUGUGACAGACUAGCGACGAAGUACAUUUUGUUCAGUCAUCGUGAUCUUAAACCGGGGUAUUAUUAAUGACUUGAAUGUAAAAUAUUUAUAUCUACAAGUAAAGGCCCGCAACACUCAAUACUGGUCAUGCGCGGCGCUUCCAUUGGUUCCCGCGGAGGAAAUCUCCCGUGACUUGGUCUUUGGAACGUUGGACUCAGAUUAACCUCUAUAAGCUCUGAUAUUCCUCCUGAACGAGUCAGUCCUAACGAUUCUGUUGAAGUCUCCGUGUUGGUAUCUCUUGCUGGUCCUUCACAGUGUACGGUUUUUCGUUUGGUUUAAGUUUGUUGGCUGAUUCUAUUGCUAUAUAAAUACAUGGGCCGGUCUGAAAGACAUCUCCCCAUUCAUUACGAUAUCAUUAAUUUAAGUUUAUAGGUAUGAGCCGAUUAAUAUACAUCAUUAUAUAUAUCAUCAAAUUAUUUAUACAGAAUUUAUUUUUAUUAUCUGACUGCCUAGUAACUCAUUAAUCCUGUACAUAACCUAUACAGUGAAAACUACCGAUAUCAAGAACAUCACAAUUAUUUGAUUCUUCGUGUUACGCGAAUUAUUUAAGGAUUUGUUUUAUGAAAAAUUGUCACGCUUUAUCCACCUUUUUGUCGUACAUUAUGGACCUUUUUAUAGACGACUCCUAUUUGAGUUAUUUUCCCCUGUAAUGAGUAAGAUAAGGGCCGCAACAAAAAAAAAUUUUUAAAAUCAUUUUGGCGCUCCCAGUUUUGGUUCGUCUCAAAAAGGGCCGAUGAGGUAUUUUGUUAACUUAAACUGUAAUAUUGAUGAAAUUGUAAUUUUUACGACACUUUGUUAAUAAUGAUAUCACGUUCAUUUUCUAUGAAAUUAUUUAUCACAAUCACUAACAACUUAAUUAUUUAGCUAUGGUAUUUAGUUACUAAAUACCAUUUGAGCUGUCCAGAUUAUCCUAACUUCUUGGAUACCCUUAUUUAACGUAUGGUCUCUUCACUGUGAUUCUCAGUUACUUUUUCUGUAAACUCCAUCUCCUUUAUUAGCCCCAGUUUUGAGUGCUAGUGGACAGGGUGCUUCAAACAAUCCGAAUUGGUUUACCCUUCACUCCUGUCGGCUUCAUAAAGCUAGGAGUUUUAUAUUUUGUAUGUUUUGAACGCUGAAUUUGGUUUUCGUUUUAAUUUCCAGGCUUGCCGUCCCAAUUUUUCACUUGCUGCCUUACUGUUAUACAUUAUUAUAGAGCGUGCGUAUAUUCUUGACUUGAAUUAUGAAAGGCUAUCUUGGUACUAAUCUAGGAGACAGUAAAUAUUAUGCUAAUGUAUUAUGUCACUGUAAUAUUAAUGAUGAUCACGUUGUCAUUGUAUUAAUCCUUCCUGUGUCUCUUAAAUGAUUUCAUUCCCUAUUUCUCGAGAACCGUUUGUCGUCUAGAUAAGAAAAUCUUGUAUCCGAAUUUCUGAAAAUUAAAUUAGGAAUUUGCAAAUUGUUGGAACAAACUAUAUAUUAAAGUCACUAUUGUGCAGUUUUUUCAGGAACUUUUUUGUGCCCUUUAAAGCUCGCAUACGAAUUCCACAGGCUAAGAAAUUUUUUAAGGACAUUUAAAACACAAAAUUCUUAUCGCUGAACAUCACCUUUCAAUUUUAUGCAUAAAUAAUGCGAAAUUGGACCACCCAAGGAUGCAAAAGUACAUCCCUAUGGCAGCAAAUGUUUUCCAGAGAAAUUUUCUAAAUCUAAAUGGUUUUGCUAGAUAUAAGUGAUUGGAGUCUUUAGAGACAUGGGAAGCAUAUGGAUGGGUGUAUUGGUGCGGUAAUCCGUGGGUAGGCGAUGCAAUUUAGUUACACCACAGUUAUCGGUUUAUUAAACUUUUACUGCCACGUGCCUUGUCUGUCCACGGUUUGCUGCACCCGUUAUUUUAUUGUUCUGAUAGAGCUGGCUUAUUGAAGUCCUCGUCUGACCGA
Molecule: messenger RNA, 3478 nt
Organism: Bolinopsis microptera
Lineage: Eukaryota; Metazoa; Ctenophora; Tentaculata; Lobata; Bolinopsidae
Product: ribosomal protein S6 kinase alpha-1-like
Exons: 10
Coding region: 12-1190 (392 amino acids)
Biological process (GO): peptidyl-serine phosphorylation
Molecular function (GO): protein serine/threonine kinase activity; ATP binding
Source: RefSeq, a predicted model, not a curated record